CAGGCGUCACCCCCUGGAACCAGGCGACUUCCUCUCGGGCUUGUCUGGGUCAUCUCGUCUGCCCGUCGCUGGCCCCAUCUCGCUCUCUGGCCACGACUCGCGCGCGCUCUCCCCUAGCAGCUGUCUCUCUCGCGCCCGCUGGCCUGUCUCUUCGUCCCCGCGGUCACCUUCUCCGCCUGCCUGGGUGGCCACCAUGGGCCGGAAGCAGCUCAUCACUGACUCCUACCCUGUUGUGAAGCGGGGGGAGGGGCCUGCCGGGCACGGCAAGGGGGAGCUGGCACGAGAGCUAGGGGAGGAGCCCCGGCCCCCCGGCGGGGAGGACGCCGUGCUGGAGCUGCUGCGGCAGUUUGACCUGGCCUGGCAGUACGGGCCCUGCACAGGGAUCACCCGUCUGCAGCGCUGGCACCGGGCAGAGCAGAUGGGCUUGGAGCCGCCACCAGAGGUGCUCCAGCUGCUGAAGGCCCACCCUGGAGACCCCCGCUUCCAGUACAGCCUCUGGCACUUCUACCCACUCUGAGGAAUCAGCUGAGCCCUGCUGCCGGCCGCCCGAGAACCUCAGGACAGAGCCAUCGCCACCUGCACCUGCUGCUGCGCAGCUCGGCUCCACUGUGGAGGAGCGCUUGGAGGGCCGCGUGUGCGGGCGCCUGCAGCUCGGGUCCAGCCCACCCCCAGGGCGAGCUCCUGGAGAAAGUGCUGUCCGCGAGGACGAGGACCUGGCUACGGCCCUUCCAAUGCCUUCCUCAACCAGGCAGACCUGUGGGCAGAGCCGGACGCAGGCUGGCAACCUCAGAGGCCGGAGUGCACACCCCACCUCAGGCUGGGGAGUGGAGGGCAGGACUGGCUGGGUUCUCAGGGCAAGGGGUUCACUCACUUAUCAAUAAAGAAUCCUGACCUCCA
Messenger RNA from Lepus europaeus (European hare), 897 nucleotides. RefSeq names its product DNA polymerase delta 4, accessory subunit (gene POLD4). Gene Ontology annotation, molecular function: DNA-directed DNA polymerase activity. Gene Ontology annotation, biological process: DNA synthesis involved in DNA repair; DNA-templated DNA replication. Gene Ontology annotation, cellular component: delta DNA polymerase complex. The transcript is spliced from 4 exons. The coding region runs from base 194 to 517 and encodes 107 amino acids. NCBI's taxonomy places the organism in Eukaryota, Metazoa, Chordata, Mammalia, Lagomorpha, Leporidae. The record is from RefSeq and is a predicted model, not a curated record.